Molecule: messenger RNA, 1659 nt
Organism: Mucor velutinosus
Lineage: Eukaryota; Fungi; Mucoromycota; Mucoromycetes; Mucorales; Mucoraceae
Exons: 3
Coding region: 1-1659 (552 amino acids)
Biological process (GO): transmembrane transport
Molecular function (GO): transmembrane transporter activity
Source: RefSeq, a predicted model, not a curated record
AUGUCUUUUGACGAGAAAACGGCUGCUGUCGAUCAGCAUCACAAAGAGACAUUUGUGGCUUCGGACAAGGCAUCUGAGAUCAACGACACUCAUUCAGAUCAUGGUCCAGACAGCAGUUCUGCAAGCGAGAUCAAGCCCCUCACAUCAGAGCAAGCUGGUGAUGCUGCAUUGGCAAAUUCACCAUGGCAAUACAAACUUAUUGCGCUGGUGACAGCUCUCUUGUUUCCUCUGGGUGCUCAUUUUUCACAAAGCGCACUUAGUGCGAUGAAAAGCCCUAUUAAAACGAAUCUAGGCAUCAAUAAUACCCAAUAUGGUGUUAUUUCAUCCUCUGUCUCCAUCAUCAAUACCGUGUUUCCCAUCCUCGGCGGUAUCUUAGUGGAUGUAUUUGGCUCCGUCUGGGGCACGCUUGCCAUCAACAUAGUGGUUAUUAUUGGAAGUUUGCUUACUGCAAUUGCUGCCAAGUACAAUUCCUUUGGUUUGAUGGUCGCUGGCCGUGUCAUAUUUGGUAUUGGAUCUGGCCUCAUUGUGACAAUGCAAGAAUCCAUCUUGUCGAAAUGGUUUAGAACGCAACAUCUCGCUAUUGCCAUAGGUUUGCAAUUGUCCAUCAGUCGCUUGGCUACUUUCUUGGGUACGUUGGUAGCGAAUCCCAUUGCAGAAAGAACAGGUGAUUGGGUGUGGGCAUUCUGGUUAUCGUUCAUCAUUUGUGUCUUCUCCAUCCUGAUGAAUCUUGUGUAUGCUCUGGUGGUGAGACAUUUGCGUCGAAAGGCCAUCAAGGAAAACAAGGAGGCUCUCGCUGCCAGUGGAUUGGCUCUAUCCAAGCAAGAGAUUCAGAAUGUCAAGCGUCGCAAGGCCUUCCACUGGAGAAGCGUGCUCAAGUUUCCCAUCUUCUUUUGGCACAUUCUCUUGAUUGAGUUCAUCUUUGCUGCUGUGUGGUCUUCUUUCCAAACCAUCAGCACCGAGUUUGUCAGUCUCCAUUUCGGAAAGGGCAGCAACAUAUUGGCUGGCUAUACUGCAAGUGCAUCUCAAUCAGUCCCGAUUGUUGCUACACCCAUCCUUGGCAUCAUUAUGGACAUGUUUGGUCUUCGUAUCUCCAUCUUGAUGAUUUCCGCCAUCUUUUUGAUUCUCAGUUGCUGCUUACUGGCAUGGACCUAUGUCAAUGCCACUGUGGGCAUGGUGUUCUAUAGUAUUUCACUGGCCUUUGGUCCUAUUGGUAUGAUCACUUCGAUUGGUAUGAUCUUGCCGUCAGAUUACAUUGGCACCGGUCUUGGUAUGUACAAGAGUUCGAAUAAUAUUGGUACCACCAUCUUGGAUAUUAUCGUCGGCGUCGUACAAGAUCACACUGCAAACCAAGCUUACACAGGCGUUAUGAUCCUCUUUUUGGCCUUGUCAUGUAUUGGCUUAUUCCUCAUUGCUGGUCUAUGGCUAUCUCAGUACUUUUUCCUCGGUAAUCUGCUGGAAAUGAGUCGCACCAAGCGUCUUGUGGCGAUGAAGGAGAGAAACGAUAAAGAAAUUGAGUUGAACAGACAAGGAUUAGAUUCUUACUCUGAUACCCCACGCAAGAAGCUCAACUAUGUCUAUCUGGGCAUCUUUAUCGCCUGUUUGAUUGUAGCUUGGGUUUUGUUCUUUGUCUAUGCUGCCAACGGCCAAAUAUCUGCAUAA